Messenger RNA from Cyprinodon variegatus (sheepshead minnow), 1682 nucleotides. RefSeq names its product probable lipid phosphate phosphatase PPAPDC3. The coding region runs from base 58 to 948 and encodes 296 amino acids. Gene Ontology annotation, molecular function: sphingosine-1-phosphate phosphatase activity. The transcript is spliced from 4 exons. The record is from RefSeq and is a predicted model, not a curated record. Lineage: Eukaryota; Metazoa; Chordata; Actinopteri; Cyprinodontiformes; Cyprinodontidae. Gene Ontology annotation, cellular component: nuclear envelope.
AGGUUCUCAGAGUUUCAGACCAGUUCCUCUCCGCCGGCCCACCGUCCUCCGUCUGUCAUGCCCAGCAGCCAGGCCCGAAGCCGGGCCAGAGACCGGAACAAUGUUCUGAACCGGCCAGAGUUCAUGUCCCUGAACCAGCCCAGCCAUAGGGAGCACUCUGCUGGGGAGGGACGGGCCGGCGGUCCAAGGAGACCCGUGCUGAGACAGCAGAGUCAGCAGGACGACAUAGCAGGGAGGGGGUCCAGAGACUCCACUGAUGGAAGCCAAGCAGCAGACGGGGGUCCAAAGGAGGGGUCCCGCUGGCCGGAGCAGGACUGUAUGCAGCUCAACCCAACCUUUCGAGGCAUCGCCAUCAACUCUCUGCUUGCCAUUGACAUCAGCCUCUCUAAACGUCUUGGGAUGUGUGUGGGGUCUCAUGGCCCCGGGGCCCCGCUGCGCUCUAUGGUGACUCUGCUGGCCCUCACAGGACACGCCCUGCCCUGGAUCUUUGGGACUCUGAUAUGUCUGUGGCGGAGCAACACGCUGGCUGGACAGGAAGUCCUUGUCAACCUGCUGCUGGCCCUGAUCCUGGACCUGAUGACAGUUGCUGGGAUGCAGAAGUUGAUCAAGCGCAGAGGACCGUGGGACUUCCCUCCAGGGUUUUUGGACUACAUUGCCAUGGAUAUGUAUUCCUUCCCAGCAGCCCACGCUAGCCGAGCUGUCAUGGUGUCCAAGUUCCUGCUAAACCACCUGGUGCUAGCGGUGCCGCUGAGGAUCCUGCUCUACCUGUGGGCCUUCCUGGUUGGCGUCUCUCGGGUUCUGCUGGGCAAACACCACAUCUCAGACGUUGGCUGUGGAUUCGCUCUCGGGUUCCUGCACUUUAGCCUGGUGGAGUCUGUAUGGUUGGACUCUGCCACGUGUCAGACCCUCCUCUCCAUUGGCACCCUGCAGUGGACUCCUUUGGUUUAGAAGCGGUUCAAACUGGUUCAAAUGGUGAAAAGAUUUCUACAGACUGGUUUUUAUAGAUAGUAUUGAAUUGUGCCCUUAUUUCUGAGUAAACUGUGAUCAGAGAUUCUGGUUUAAACUGGUCUUAACUGAUUAGACUUCCUGUAGCUGGUAGAAACCAGUGAAAAUGGUUCUAAUCUGGUUUGAACCAUUUCGGAAUGGUUCCAUUGCUGUACAUGUAACAGCUAAUUUAACUGGUUUCACAGACUUAUUAGGAAAACCAGUUUUGUCCAGUAUGGUGCGGUUGGUUUCCAUGGUUCCUACCCUCUGUUUGAAACACUCAAGGCUAAAUCUGUUCCAUUCUGGUCUAAACCGCUUUAAUCCAAGUACAGCUGGUUUGAGGCAUUAAAUGGCCGGCCAGGGAUACUUUUUAAAGUUUUAUUGUAUUAUGUUUUUGAAAAUCUGGUUAGAACUGGUUGAAUCUGGUAUGAACUGGAUUAGUUAAAGCUGUAACUUUUGAUUCGAUGUCUUAACACCUGUUAGCAAUAGCUGUGACGGUUGAAUGAUGGAGAUGCAGCUCUGAGGGUAAAGGUUAAAUGAGUCUCGUUUCUGGGAUUAAACAUUUUUAUUUGUUGUGGUUAGUGCAGUGAUGGUGGGACAGAUCACUGACAUAAAGUGUUUAUGUUCAAACUUUCUGAUUUUAAUUCUGCUAAUAUUUAAUUUUGCAAAAUAAAAUGCUCAAACUCCAGAUUGUCUCU